Molecule: messenger RNA, 1046 nt
Organism: Tricharina praecox
Lineage: Eukaryota; Fungi; Ascomycota; Pezizomycetes; Pezizales; Pyronemataceae
Exons: 1
Coding region: 34-990 (318 amino acids)
Source: RefSeq, a predicted model, not a curated record
CGUGCUGCCACUGGUUCCUUAUACGUGCCUGUCAUGCCUUACACCGUUGAUCAGGGGCGUAGUGACAAGAACACCGACAACAUCCCCACUUUCGAGAUCAACCUCGAGCCCAAUGGCGAUCCGGGAUCCUCAUACAGAUAUCAGAACGAACCUGGCCAGAUCCAGCGGCGCAUUAUCGUCGACCGUCAUUCCACGUUUCGUGCGGACCAUACGGUGCAAGGGUACUUCACGACGGUCCUCCACGGUCAAUACGACUCGAGCGAUGCAGAUCUGAAGGCAACUGUAAUUGUCGCUAGUUUCAGAUUCCUUUCUUCUUCCGAAGAACUACGAUUCCGAUCGGCGAGCAUCGAGUUCGUUUUUCAGGACCACAACGAUUCGAAAUGCGGUCCUGAAGUCUGCGAUGUGUUCCCGCGUGGGAAAAUCGACUUGGACCCAAGAACGGCACAGCACCAAACGAAUCGAAACUUCUCAGCACAGGCUGGAGCAACUGCUAUCGGCGGCGGAAACUUCGACGUAACCGCGGGAAUAGAAAAAGGCGUUGGCUAUGAGCGGAGGAACCAGGGAUCACUCGUUGGCAGUUGCAAGACUAGCGGACGGCAAUGGGGUCCUCAGAAUACCGCAAGAUGGGCCAUGAGCGAAAACAAAGUUCAGAAAAACGGCAUCCCGACGAACCUCGAGGUGGCGAUCCUGCUCAAGCGUCAGGGCGAUUAUCCUUUCAGAGCGGCAAUAACUGUAUCUGCAUCCGUUGACAGCCUGUACGGUACCACCGCGAGGUCUCGGAAGCUUUGGGGACGGGACGUAAUCGACCCCAUAAACUUUGAUCCACAGACAAAAUCGACGGGAAAGGCCCUAGACGACAUCAGUCCGGAAAAUCUGUCGGAAUUUUCUCGAGUUAUGAAAGGCGUGAGCAGUGUUACACCCACUCCGUUCCUCAAAACGGCUUCACGAACUGCCAGGCAAGUUGCCAGCUCUCCGAUCCACCAGACAUGAUUGGAGAUUGGACAAGGUUAACCUGAGCAUUCACAGUGGUAGCACUGCUAGAACAC